Molecule: messenger RNA, 2439 nt
Organism: Penicillium riverlandense
Lineage: Eukaryota; Fungi; Ascomycota; Eurotiomycetes; Eurotiales; Aspergillaceae
Exons: 3
Coding region: 1-2439 (812 amino acids)
Source: RefSeq, a predicted model, not a curated record
AUGGCGGACGCCAGCUUGGCCUGGGAGGAGAGACCCUCUGACCUCGCGGGGCUCUCAUCAGACGAGGAGGAUUUUGUCUCCAGCCAAAGUACAGCCUCCGUUGAGCCCGAUGCGCUGGCAAAGAAGCAUCUCUCGACUGCGCUGGGAAGACUACAGCUCACGCAGUCGACGUCGGAUCUAUACAAUGGUACUCGGAUUUUUACUCCGGGCACGACGGAAACAGACAGUGGGCAGACGUCGCAUGUGAGGAAACCGCUGCACCUGCUUGAACUGCCGCUGGAUGUUUUGAAGGAUAUUAUCAAAGAGGUCACACACACGAGCGACCUUACCUCGCUUGCGUUGACAUGCUCCGUUCUCCAUUCCUUGACGAUCCCCCAAAUGUACUCCCGAUUCGACAUUAUCUGGCCCGAGUCCCUCAACUCAGCGACGGACGACUGCUCAGGAGUGGAUGCACUAUCAUACGGCUUGUCCACAUUGGUGAUGGGGGAAGAUGUGUUCCACCAACUGCCGCUGCCCCGAUCGAACCGCUCUACAGACGCCUGCUCGCAUUGCGGUUGUGAUGACCGUGGCCACCACCCGAGCGCCAACCUUCAGGAGAAUGGCACCACGUUUCGGUCACGGCGAGGAAAUUAUUACGCGCAAUAUACGCGCACUUUCUCGAUCGGAAAUGGGCCGUUGCAUUGGGUCCAGGAGUAUUCGGUGACCAAGGAGAUUGGCAAAAUGCUCGGGACCUUGGUUGCUCUGGCUGUUGCUCGUAUGGUGAACCUCGAGGCGUUCAUAUGGGACAUGCCUACGGGAGUGGUCCGCGAGAUAUGGCUUGCACUUGCUUCUCUGGCGGAUCGACCAGGACAUAACUGUCGACUGGAACGUGUUUGGGUGCGCUGGCAUGACAACUCUGAGAAUUCUGUGCGCAAUUCAUCCACAGCCUCAGCCCGCCUGUCCCAGAAGUACAAACAUGUGGAACAUCCUUCCCUGUCUGUACUGCCACCGCUCAAGAGCAUAGCCGUUCUCGAUAUCGAUGAGCCCGCGUAUGUGGAGGAGCUGGCAGUCUUGAUUGAACGAUCACGUCACCGCUUGACUGAACUGCGGAUUGGUAUUGCCGCCAAGGCAUACCUGUCUGAGUGGCUGCUUUGCGAAAAGGACUUCAACCUCCCGGUCGACCCUUCGGCGGGAUGGCCUCGGCCUGGUGGUAUUCUUGAAAUCCUUUCGAGACGCGGCCCCCUGGAGGAUGAACGAACGGCUCAGCAACAGGAUGACACUGCCACGGUGACCUCGACAAUGGCAAUGGCCGUGCCUUCAGAGGACUCGGUGGAUACUGACAAGGCUUCUAAAUCCGGCAAUUCAUCUGUUCCGGCAGGGGAAGCUUCUUCGCAGACUGCCGAGCUGCCAAACGGCAAAUCCACGCAAUCAGUCUCCUCUGGCUCACCGCUCAGUAAAGUCUCAUCGCCAAUUGCAGCUUUCCAGCCCGACCGAGAAUUGCUCAAACUGGAACUUCUUGAACUAGAACGGGUCCCGCUAUCUGUCUCGACGAUAUUGCCAGCAAUUGACUGGACCCGUCUCACCACUCUUUCCAUUAUGCGCUGUCAGGACCAUGAGAAACUCUGGCGGGCCCUUCGUCGGAAGUACGCUCCUCCUGUAGUUCCGGGGAGGCGGGCCCAGGAUGGGGAACAUCGGCGACUGAGCACCAGUUCUCUCGAUUAUUGUCUCCAAAUCAAACACCUGCGAACGGAUACCGUUUCACCGUAUCUAAUGCUUUUUAUCAAGGAUGCACUGGCUCCGAAUACGCUGGAAAGCGUGUUUUUGCAUGAGGCACCACUCUACGACUCGGCGGUCCAGGUCGAGGCUAUUUACCGACAUAUUCUUCGCAAGCACCGACUGAGUUUGCGAAAGGUUCUCGUGGAUGCGACUGAACGAUUGGUCGGUGGGACUGAUAUGCACAGUGCACGAUGGCACAAGUGGAUGUUCAAUCACGAGGUGGUCUCGUUCGUCACGAGUGGCCGGAUGCCGCAGCUGAAAGAGCUCGGCAUGGCCAUGCACUAUCGGGAUUGGAUCCUUGACAUCGUCAGCAUCCGCCCAGAACUCAAAAUCUCCUACGUCGGUCUGCAAUCGAAAUGCUACCAGAUUCUCGAGGCAGGCCCUGGCGAGGCGGACCAAGAUGUCGACGAGACCCACUCCGGCGAGAACACCGGCGACGGACUUUCGAAUUUCGACGGCGACGGAGAUGCAGACCACAUCGGUCCUAGCGACGAUGACGAAGACAGCAUCCCUGGAUUCCCUUCCUCCGACACAGAUCUCAUUCCAAGCGACAACAACUCCUGGUCGGACGACGGCUCGGAGCCUGAUGAUGAGCAUGCUUCGCGGGUUCGGUUCAGACUACAAGAGAUCCUGUUUUACGAUGAUAAGAUAUCAAUUUUCAAGGCGCGUCAUGGUGUGCUCUGA